AGUUUGAUACUGCAAUAUUCAUUUAUUUCAUUUCAUAAUUAAUUUACUUCGGACUUCGGAGUUCUGGCUUAUGCAGUGAGCACGGCUAACACAAUUUUAGGUCUAGUAGAUUACCUAUGUGUUAUGUGUUUAUGACUUGUGAUGUUGAAAAAAUAAAAUAAUGAUUCUAAAUUGUAAAUACUGAUGAUAGUAUGAUUCCAUGACACAAUAUAAUCAUAGAAGAUACUAUUUAUUACUAUUGAAAUUGGAAUCUUUGAACUCAGUAUUCUAAACCAAGUGACUUAAGUGAAUGCAAAUGAUAUAAGAAUAUUAUAAACAAUAACGAUUUCGAAUUUUUAAAUUUCGUGUAAUAAUGAUCCAAUGACAUUGAAAUAAGAGUACGUCUCUGCUAGGUUAAUUUGUUUUAUUUUCUAUUUUUUCAACAUUACCAAGUACAUAGGAAUAACAUUUACUCAACAUCGGUGUGAUGUAAUUUUAACCUCAAGUCUUGUUGUAUGAAAAUGUCUGCCAACGAAAACGAAACUGAGUUCAUACAAUUUUAUGCGAAUCGGCGACCUAAUUUGUUAUUACAGAUUGAUUUGGAAGAACUUAACCGUAUGGAAAGACCUAGCCGAGUUUUUAGUAGCCGUCACCAUUUAUCAAUGCCUCCAGUUUUAACAGAUGUAAAUAAUAUGGAACAAAACGAUCAGUUACAUAGGUCAAGAGAUUAUUCUAGCUAUUUUGAAAAUACAAGUAGUUCGUCACGAAUUGGAGGAAGUACAGCAAAUGGAGAGGCUAUAAGAAAUCGAUCACCUUUUGUUAGAUUUACCAUUACUGAUCCAGACACUCAGCAAAUAACAGCAGCUGGACAAAUUCCAUUGAAUAAUACACCACCUAAUACUCAAACAAGCUCUCUAACAUCUAAUAAUGAAGUAGCUGAUCUAUCAAUCAAUGAUGAAAGUGAUGAUGAACCUUUAAACCUUAAUUUUUGGAGAUCUAAUACUGAACAAAUACGUUCAGUGGACCAUUUUGGUACAAUGGCACAUGCUUCACAACAAUUGAGAAACUCUAGGUCUGGAAGGCGUUCAAGGAGAUUUACAGAACAUCCAUAUUUUAUAAGGAACAAUUUAGAUAACAAUACAAGUAUCUCUAAUAGCAGAACAUACUUUAGGCGUGUUCGUUUUUUAUCAUCAAGCCGAGGUCAUAAUGAUCAUGCUCUUGAAAGAUCACAAACUCCAGAACAAGAACUUCCUGAAGUACUAGAACAUGUUACGGAGCCUGAUAAUCAAUAUGAUGAAGACUAUCAAGGCCAAGAAAGUAUCUCAAGUAUUUCAUCUCAUAAUGAUGCCAAUUCUAGCGAUGAACAUUUUUCAGUUACGGAAAACCAUCACACAAAUGCUGAUGAUGAAAAUAGAGAUGAUACUUUAAGUGUAUCUUAUGAAAUUCCAAGAAAUAGAGUUGUACCAUUUAUUAUGUCACCAACACCAAUUAGUCCAUCGCCCGAGUCUCCUCCAGAUACUCCAGAAAUACCAGCUUUAAGAGUAAACAAUGAUUUACUGGAUGUUCCUAGAACAUUACCAUUGGUAACUAAUAAUGAUGAUAAUGACGAUAAUAUUUUCAGUAAUCCUGACUCUAUAUUACCACCUACUGAUCACAAUACUAUUCCUGGCCCAUCUCAGUUCAGAUAUUUUAUACGAUCUGAUAUACUUAACAAUGGUUCAGUUAGUAGAACAAUUGAUGUAGAAUUAAAUACUCCAGAAAAUGAGACAGUUAAUAACUCAGUUAGAAUUGAUGAAAUAGUUGAUUCUAUUAAUGAUGAUAAUAGUGAAACAAUCUCGAGAAAUCCUCACCCUCCAUUAACAUGUGCAAUGCAAAAUAAUAAUCAAUCCAGAACAACUGAAGAAAUAGCAUCAGUACGUGUUGAAGAACAUCCAGAAACAUAUGAAGACCUUAGUGAUCAGUUAAUACGUUUAUUUGAGUGUCCUGUAUGUUUUGAACAUAUUGUCCCUCCCAUUUUUCAAUGCUUACUUGGACAUUUAAUUUGUAAUAAAUGUGUACUUAUGUGCGCAAAUUGUCCAACAUGUAGAAAUCCUUUUAACUCAAAACGCAAUCUAUACAUGGAAAAAGUUGGCUAUUUGGUAAAGUUUCCCUGUAGAAAUGCUUUAACUGGAUGCAAGCAGCAAAUGUUUGUUGGUCAAAAAGAAGUUCAUGAACAAGAAUGUUGUUAUAGACAUUACCAAUGUUUUUUUACUAAUUGUGCUUGGAAAGGAUACUAUCCUGAAUUGCACUCACAUAUGAUUAGUAAUCAUAGUAGCGAUAUUCUAACUGGAUCAGAACAGACUUUUGAUAUUAUGUUGCCCCAUUUUAAUCAUAAAACAUACAAGUGGUUUUUAUUAUCUCACAGUGAAUAUUUUGCAGUGAUUGCUCAUUCAUCUAUACCACCUAGACGAGUAAAAAUUCAAGUAAAUUUUAUUGGACCAGCAGUUAAAGCAAAACAAUUUAAAUUUUCUGUGUUGUUAACUCAGCAUCUACAAUUCAAUGAUAUGUCACAAAAGUUAAUGUAUGAGAGAUCAACUCUUCCAUAUUCAGAAAUCUAUGAGAUGUCCAAUAAUAAUGGUCUAAAAAAAGAUAUAUUUUCUGUACCUGGUGAAAUGUUGGAGCCUUUUUUAAAAAAAAGACGUCGUCUACCAAUUAUUUUAAAAGUUAGCCCAACAUCUAGUUAAUAAAUACUAU
Melanaphis sacchari is the source of this 2712-nucleotide messenger RNA. RefSeq lists its product as uncharacterized. NCBI's taxonomy places the organism in Eukaryota, Metazoa, Arthropoda, Insecta, Hemiptera, Aphididae. Gene Ontology annotation, cellular component: cytoplasm. Bases 495 to 2702 code for a protein of 735 amino acids. Gene Ontology annotation, molecular function: ubiquitin protein ligase activity; zinc ion binding; ubiquitin conjugating enzyme binding. The record is from RefSeq and is a predicted model, not a curated record. The transcript is spliced from 12 exons. Gene Ontology annotation, biological process: proteasome-mediated ubiquitin-dependent protein catabolic process; multicellular organism development.